GUUUUUCUGGGUGUUUUAUGUUGAGGAUGUUAGGUGGAGAUUUGGUGAUUCGGGAGGAUGAGUUGAAGCAAAGGGUAGGAUUUUUCCCUGAGAAAAUUGGAAUUUUGGUGAUCUUCGUGGGAAAUUUUCAGGAAUUGGUAUUUGUUUGAAGCAAGGUAUUUUUUUAUAAAAAUAGGAAGAACUGGCAGAAAGAGCUGGUUGCUGGGUUUUGCACUAGAAUCUGAGAUGAAUUUUGGUGAAGAAAUUUCAAUUCCACAAGGAAAAGAAUUCCAGUUUAUGAGUUCUUGGAUACCGGUAACCCCACAAAAGCCGAUCUCUCCAGGAUCAAACCUGAUCCAAAUGAAUGGGCAUGGGAACCAGUUUGGACAAGAAAAUUGGCAGGAAUUUGCUGCAUUUCCUAAGGGAUAUUUUCAAGAUAUCCUAAAUAACAAUGAAGUUUCUCAAAGUUUCGACCAGGAUCAACAUUUUGGCAGUCUAAAUUUGGCAAAGAAUAACAGAAUGAUCAAUAACAUUGCAGGUUCUUAUGGACAGGUUCUUCAGAAUGGAAACACGGAAUGGAACAAUCAUACCCGGGAAAGUCUUCUGACAACCGGAAAUGCCACAAAUGGUUUUGCCUCUGCAAACCAAACUGCAAGCAUAGGCAGCAGGAGCACAGUGUCAAUCUCAAAUUUGCAUUCUCGAGAAGAUAACUGGAGAUAUUCUAGCUCACAUCAAUCCUCAAGUUCAGACUUCAUAAGCAAUAUCAACAACUUCCUCCAGAUGCCGCAAUAUGGAUUUCCAAUACCUUCAAUGCCAGAGUGCAAUUUAAACUCACCAAGGACAGAAGUCGGUGCAGACUCUCGUUUCACCACCUCAUUUCAAUCCAUGUUAGAAGCACUAAAUCAAACUGAGAAGAUGGAGAACAAGCAGAUCUCCACAGCACCAACUUCUGCAUCACAUGAAAGCUCGAAUUGUGAGAAGGAAAGACAGGCAAAUUUAAUUGCACACAAUGAAAAUGGUGUUUCUCAAAAGAACUGUGAGCUCUUACAGAAUGUUGUCGAUUCCUCAUCUGCUGUCGUUGGCACUCCAAUGGACAAAAAGGACUCUGAAAGGGGAAGUACCCGAGGCAUAGAUCUGAAUAAGACGCCUCAGCAAAAACCACCUAAACGAAGAAAACACAGACCCAAGGUAAUUGUGGAAGGAGAACCCAAAAGUACUCCGAAGUCUGACGCUGCAGCUAAUGUUAACUCCAAGAACAACCCAAGUGAGAAGAGGAAGUAUGUGCGCAAAGGCCUGGUGGAAUCUGCAACUGAACAUGCAGAUUCAACAAAGGAAGCUGGCUCAACUGCUGGAACUCCGGAGAAGAGGAAGCAUGUAUGGAAGAGAAGCCUGAAAGGAUCUGCCAAUGAACUGAUAGAUUCGGCACACAUAUCUGCUCAAGGAGCUGGGAUAACUGCAACAGGGAAGCACAUGCACGAGGGCAACCAGAAAGAAUCAAAGACUUUGCAAGGAGAUUGUACAAGGGGCUCUGAUCCUAGUGCUCAAGCAACUCAACAAGUAGAUUGUAUAAAGGAGCUUGAUCCUACUUCAGUGCCUGCUCAAAGAUCCUGCAGAAGAGUAUUGGAUUUUGAUUUAGAAAACACUGGAAAUGGAAGUCCGACCGAUAUACUUAGUCACCAAGCAAAGCUAGAGGGAAUUAAGUCCUUUGAAUCUCGAGCCAUGGGAUUUUCCGAUGUUGGAUAUAGUGAGUCUAGAACAAAACUCACUACACAGACUACUCAACAGAGUGGAUUGGCAGUAGAAAACCAGCAACUACAAACUGAAUACAGUCACCCCUCUUUCUUGAAGAAAAUGUUGCCAAUUGAUUACAUGUCCAUGCCAUGUACAGCUGCUACAGCCUCCCAACUUCAAGCAAAGGAGAUAAUGGAGAAUGUAACAGUCAUGACAAGAAACGUAAACAAUUACAAUGCUAAUUUGAGCCAACAAAGCUAUGGAAAUGGGUAUGCAUCCACACAGCCAGCCAUCCAAUUUGUUUCACAAAGGAGAAGCAAUUGGAAAAAUAUUCAUGGGACCAAGGAACUCAUGUUCGAGAGACGCCCUCAAUCAGUAGCGGCAGUUUUGUCCAACUCUAAUGAAGGUAGGGGAUUCAAGAGAGAUCACUAUCAUGCCAUUGAGCAGCGACAAUUCAGCAGAGCAGGUUCACUGAGUUCAUUGCUAUCCCAAGGGAUGUUUGAAGAGGAUGAAGGUUAUACAAAUUGCAGCAGUAAUGGGGCAGCUUUUCUACUGGCUUCUAAAAGAAGGAUGAUGGAGGAUGAAACCCGUGCAUAUAUUUAUGGAAUCAAGUGUCCAGCGUCACAUUCUGUAGGACUACUUCAAACAAAAGGCACAAAUGGUGUUAAUGCAGGACAAUUUAUAUCACUGAGAGAUUGUGGAAAAUCUAACCCCCAUUUUCAAAGUGAUAACAUAGACAGCAGAAAAAGUGGUGCGUUCAGUGAAUUCACAGGAGACAGGUGUGUUAACUCUACAGCUAGAGAUCUAACCUCUUCAAAGAAAAAUAUUUUUUCCCAACUGCUUUCAGGCAUAGAAAAAGUAGGAAACACAAAAGAGUUAGCUCUAGUCCAAAACUUGGUCACAAUCAAGAACUACAAUCUUCUUCUACCAACUACCUCUGAAAAGGUCCCUGCACCUCAAUUUGGCUUGGUCGGCAAAAGAUCCCAUACCAAUCUUUCAGAAAAUAAGAAAAGAGAGCCUGGUCUACCUAGAAGAGUUCCAUCCAGAACUGGACAGAUGAUGCACAAAAAGGAAGAAGUGUAUGAGAACCGGCAGCAAUCCAUAAAAGCAAGUGGACCAUCAAAAAAACAGGCAACUCUCAAUCCGGUGGAGGAGAUAAUAAAGAAAUUCAAGGACCUCACUCUCAAAGAAAGGAACAGCAAACCUAAGGCAGAACUGCAGAAUGCACUUGUUGUAUACAACGGACCUGGAACAAUUUUCCCAUAUGAGGGGUUUGAAUUUAUCAAGAAAAGCAAAGUGCGACCUAGAGUGGACCUUGAUCCAGAGACAAAUAGGGUAUGGAAUUUGUUGAUGGGGAAGGAGGGAAAAGACAUUGAGGACACAGAUAAGGAGAAGGAAAAUCGAUGGGAAGAAGAAAGGAGAGUUUUUCAUGGCAGAGUUGAUUCAUUUAUAGCCCGAAUGCAUCUUGUACAAGGAGAUAGGCACUUCUCAAAAUGGAAGGGAUCUGUGGUGGAUUCUGUAAUAGGAGUCUUCCUUACCCAAAAUGUUUCGGAUCACCUUUCAAGCUCUGCCUUCAUGUCUCUUGCAGCAAAAUUUCCUUUGAAGUCAUCAAGCAAGACAGACUGCAAUGCAGAUGAGGCAAAAAUACUAAUCGAAGAACAAGAAAUCUGUGAACUGAAUCCAGAUGAAACCAUCAAAUGGCAUGAAAUGCCAUUUAGUCAUCAGUAUGACAACCAAAGCUCCAGAACUCCUAUCAUGUCAACAGACUACCCAAGGAACAGCGAGUAUUUAGUUAUAGAGAGAACAAGUUUCACUGGAACAUAUAGUCAGAGCUUGGAGGAAGAUGUGCUGUCAUCGCAAAAUUCUUUUGAUUCCUCAGUUAUUCAAGCAAACAGAGGAAUCAGAACCUACUCAGGCUCCAACUCAGAAACAGAAGAUCCUACAAUGAGAUGCAAGUUCCUCAACAUUCAUGGUUCAACUCUUGACCAGAUAGAGAACAAUGCCUCUUUUGAUGAAUUUUACCAUUGUGCAAAUGGGAGCUCACCGUUUCAUGAAGGAUUAAAAUAUAAACAGUCAGAAGUUACAGAAGAGGGGCAGACAUCAAGAUUGAAAAGAACAGAAAAUCUCAAACGGUCUUCCUCAUUCAAUCAAGAUAGCUAUUUUAGAAGCCAACUACAGGUGAAAUCGUUGGGAGCAAGUAGCCAUCCACUACACAUAACUUUGGAGUCUGAAACAUGGGAAGAAGACAGCCUUGAACCUUUCAGUGAAGAGUGCAUGUCUUCCUGGGCUUCAAAUGCUGGGUUCAACAAGCCAAAACAAUCAGACCAUAGUGGAGGUAAAAUCAUGGUCCAACACAAUCGACAACCAGUAAAUCAAAAUAUGGCCACAACAGUCUUGAAUACCUUAUCGGGUGAGCACUUAGUGCAGCAACGAGUUCAUAAUAGAAGUAAUCAGCUUUGCAACAAUAAUCAAGAAAACAGGAAGACCUUCCAAUCAGAAUGUGCAUCAGUUACAAUGCCUCCAACAACUGAUAUAAUGACUAAGAUGCAGAAAAGUACCUCAUUGUCUGCUGCAGAUGCCCUCAAAUUCACGGAAAGACCUGAUGUUGAAAGAAUGACUGAUUUGGCUAAUGGUAAAGCUAUAGAAAGCAGAGAGGUUCAAUCAAAUGAAAAGGAGCCGGUGCAUUCUUCUGACAAUCAGCAUGGAGAUAACAUCAGCUUAAAGCCCAAAAGAAGAAAGGCUCAGGAAGAGAAAAAUAAUGCUACUGACUGGGACCAGUUAAGGAAACAUGUGCAGGUCAAUGGUUUACAGAAAGAAAGAAGCAACGAUACUAUGGAUUCCCUUGAUUACAAAGCAAUGAGAAAUGUUAGUGUUGAUGAGAUUUCUAACACCAUCAAAGAAAGAGGGAUGAACAACAUGCUGGCAGAACGAAUCAAGGACUUCUUGGACCGACUGGUUAGAGACCAUGAAAGCAUUGAUCUGGAAUGGUUAAGAGAUGUUCCCCCUGGUAAAGCAAAGGAUUAUCUUCUAAGCAUACGAGGAUUGGGGCUGAAAAGUGUGGAGUGUGUUAGGCUUUUAACCCUUCACCAUCUUGCUUUUCCAGUUGACACAAAUGUUGGACGAAUAGCUGUUAGGUUAGGAUGGGUUCCUCUACAACCGCUGCCUGAGUCACUACAGCUGCAUCUCUUAGAAUUGUAUCCAAUACUGGAGUCAAUUCAAAAAUAUUUGUGGCCAAGAUUAUGCAAGCUUGACCAGAAAACAUUGUAUGAACUACAUUAUCAGAUGAUUACAUUUGGAAAGGUUUUUUGCACAAAGAGUAAACCAAAUUGCAAUGCAUGUCCAAUGAGAGGGGAGUGCAGACACUUUGCAAGUGCUUUUGCAAGUGCAAGGCUCACACUACCAGGGCCUGAAGAGAAAAGUAUAACAAGUACAAUUGCUCCAAUGAUGCCUGAGAGAAAUCCUAACGGAACUUUAAAUCAAAUUCCAUUACCUCCACCCGUGCAUAACUUGCUUAAAGUAGCGCAUAAUGGUGGCAACAAUGAACCUAUCAUUGAAGAGCCGGAAACACCAGAACCAGAGCACAUAGAAGUAACACAGAGUGAUAUUGAAGAUGCAUUCUAUGAGGAUCCUGAUGAAAUUCCCACAAUAAAACUGAACAUGGAAGAGUUCACAGCGAACCUACAGCAUUACAUGCAGGAGAAUAUGGAACUCCAAGAAGGAGACUUGUCAAAGGCUUUAGUAGCUUUGAAUCCUGAAGCUGCUUCUAUCCCCACUCCAAAACUGAAGAAUGUGAGCAGGCUACGAACAGAGCAUUAUGUAUAUGAGCUUCCAGAUACGCAUCCUCUCUUGAAACAGAUGGAAAAACGGGAACCUGGUGAUCCUAGUCCCUAUCUUCUAGCUAUAUGGACACCGGGUGAAACUGCUCACUCAAUUCACUCACCAGAACAAAGUUGCGGAUCCCAAGAACAAGGAAGAUUGUGCAGCGAGAAGACCUGUUUUGCUUGCAAUAGUGUAAGAGAAGCUAAUGCCGAGACAGUCCGAGGAACCAUCUUGAUACCAUGUAGAAGUGCAAUGAGAGGAAGCUUUCCCCUAAAUGGGACGUAUUUUCAAGUUAAUGAGGUCUUUGCAGAUCAUGAAUCAAGCCUCAACCCAAUCAACGUUCCAAGGGAAUGGAUUUGGAAUUUACCAAGACGAACUGUAUACUUUGGAACAUCUGUGUCAUCAAUAUUCAAAGGACUUUCAACUGAGGGAAUUCAGUACUGCUUUUGGAAAGGAUUUGUUUGUGUAAGGGGAUUUGACCAAAAAACGCGAGCACCACGGCCGCUUAUGGCUAGGUUGCACUUUCCUGCAAGCAAGCUGGUCAAGAUGAAGAGUGAAAACAAGAAAUGAACCAGUCAUGAUACAGAGAUGAUUGUUACCCAGAGGUACAAACCAAUGUCAAUGAGUCAAUCCAUAAAGGGAACUACAAUAGCCAACUAGCAUCUUCCCAUAAAGGAAACAGAAAUUUGCAGGGUAGAAGAGA
This is a messenger RNA of Hibiscus syriacus, 6232 nucleotides long. RefSeq names its product transcriptional activator DEMETER-like. Gene Ontology annotation, biological process: base-excision repair. The record is from RefSeq and is a predicted model, not a curated record. Gene Ontology annotation, molecular function: DNA demethylase activity; 4 iron, 4 sulfur cluster binding; DNA N-glycosylase activity. Bases 226 to 6099 code for a protein of 1957 amino acids. NCBI's taxonomy places the organism in Eukaryota, Viridiplantae, Streptophyta, Magnoliopsida, Malvales, Malvaceae. The transcript has 19 exons.